ACUUUGCUCAAUUUUAGUAUGUGAAUUACUCGUGGUCGCGAAUUUGACAUAUUCGCCCCUCAUGUCAGCUUUUCCCCGCUAUUCCCACUAUACGGAGCACCACGCUCUCCCGACCAUUGCCGCCCCACCGGCCAAAGCGCCAAGCGAAAUAAGCAAAAAAUAAAACUGAGACAGAGUAUGCCCCACAAAUGUAAACACGUCACAAACGAGCUAGUGAAAAAUCAGUAAUAUUUAGUGAUCGCGAACUUGCUGCGAUUUUCUUUUGCUGUAUCAAGUUUUGAGUUUUGAAGGUAUUUGGAAAUUUAUGAAAUUUGCAAAUUUAAAUACUACUCUAGCGGAUCGUACGAUCAGAAAACGGUCGAAAAAAGUACAAAAACGACCGAUUUUGGUCGAUUAUGUACUUUAAAUACAAUAAUAAAGAGGUCGACAAAUGAUGAGCGCGCUGAGAAAAGAGAAAAGUCAGAAAUCAAAAAUUAAUCAGCCAAGUUCACAGAGGUUGAGGGCCCUGAUGUGCAGGUGCUGCAUCGGCGCCAAACCCAACCCUCGUAGAACUCUUCCGAGUUGUUAUCGAUGUGUAUUGAUUACAAAUUUCCCGAACACCACAACCCUACAACCCUCAUAUUCUUAUUCUGUUAUCAUUGCGUUGUUGUGUCAUACCAGUGGAUAUUUUUGUUUGUUAAUCGACUUUUUGGCAUUCGUGUAUAGUUGUCCAAAUACAUAUAAAUUUAUAUAAACUUUGUUUAUAUACUUUGUUUGUCACUCUGCUCCAUGUUAAAGCUCUCAUCCCUCUUGAUCGUGCAUCUCAUUGAUGUGUCGUCGAAAAUAAGUAUCGAUAUGAUUGAAGUUUGUUCAUCAGUAGGAUGAGAGAAACCAAGCUAGGAGUCAUGGAAUAAUAUGAAAUUGGAUCAAGUAGAAUAACCCUGCUUGGGUUUUCACAAGAGAAUUUGUGACAGAGGUAAAAUGGACACAGCUACUGAAUCAGAGAACAUUGAGAGAUUGGAAAAGGAGGCAGAAACCUUGAAAAUUCGUCUUGACGAUGAAAGACAAAAACUUAACGACGUUACACUUUCUAGUGUGGCGGAUAGGUUGGAAGUUAUCAAUGCCAUAAUUGUCAAACCAAGAAGAAUUUUAAAAGGCCACCAAGCUAAAGUAUUGUGUUCCGAUUGGUCCCCUGAUAAACGGCACAUUGUUUCGUCUUCUCAGGAUGGGAAGAUGAUUAUUUGGGACGCAUUCACAACCAACAAAGAACACGCUGUAACAAUGCCAACGACCUGGGUAAUGGCUUGUGCUUAUGCUCCAAGCGGAGCUCUCGUCGCUUGCGGGGGAUUGGACAACAAAGUAACCGUCUAUCCUUUAAGCCUGGAAGAUGAUGUAACAACGAGGAAAAAAACUGUAGGAACCCAUACAUCGUACAUGUCCUGCUGUGCAUUUCCAAACAGUGAUCAACAAAUACUAACAGGCAGCGGUGAUAGCACGUGUGCCCUCUGGGACGUUGAAAGCGGUCAGCUGUUGCAAAAUUUCCAUGGACACUCCGGUGACGUAAUGUCAAUCGAUCUUGCACCUAGUGAAACUGGUAACACCUUUGUUUCCGGUAGUUGUGACAAAAUGAUUCUCAUUUGGGAUAUGAGAAGCGGUCAGUGCGUUCAGAGUUUCGAAGGUCAUCGAUCGGAUGUGAACUCUGUACGUUUCCACCCAAGCGGUGACGCAGUCGCAACGGGUUCCGAUGACGCAACCUGUCGUCUCUUCGACCUUCGUGCCGACAAAGAAGUCGCUGUAUAUGCCAAAGAGAGUAUUAUUUUCGGUGCUAACGCUGUCGAUUUGAGUAUCAGUGGGAGAUUACUCUUCGCCGGUUACAACGAUUACACAAUUAACGUUUGGGACACACUCAAGUGUCAGAGGAUAACGAUACUGUAUGGCCACGAGAACAGAGUUUCGUGUCUUCGCGUAUCACCGGAUGGGACCGCAUUAUCGACCGGAAGUUGGGACGCUACACUCCGAGUUUGGGCCUAGAAACGCCACAUCGGUCUUUUGAGCAUUAUAGAAAUAUUCUAUUGAGAAAACGGAUAUUAUAUUACAAGAAACGUUGAAUACGACUGUUUUGUUUCUCCUGGAGAAAAUCUCAUGAAAUAACACCAUUGCGACCGAAUAUAGUUAAAUGCUUUUUUGAAAGGAUUCAUUAUUUUAUGUUCACUGUAAGAGGUUCACAGACAUACGUGCACAGAAAUAUUUAAGGGACUCGAUCGGUCCCAUUCGUCUAGUUUACGAUUGGUUGUACACAGAUACUGCAUUUCGACGUAUUUCUCUCGUGCUCCACUAUGUAGCACACCCUAUUAUUGCGAUGGAUCGUAGAAUAUCCAAACGUUCCCUGGUGCCAUCGUUCGAUUAUAUAAUAAGUAUUAUGAAAAAUAAAUAGACAAAUGUUAUAGAGGUCGUGAGACUAGUGCGUGAUCGUGAUUUAGAUAUAUUUAUAGUUAAUUUAAUACGAGAGAGGCGUAAGCGCCAUCAAUUUUGUUACUGCCAAAAGGGUGUAAAUGUUGAGCCAAAUGAUUUUCAAAAAAUAUAUUCAAGCACCGCAUAGCCACUAAUAACGCUCACUCACUUCUCGCGAUGAAUAUUCCAUUUUUUAUUGUUAUAUUCACAGUUUACGCCCUUUUAGCUUCAAAUCAUCUAUGUAUAAUGAUUAUUUAAAAAAUUCAUUAGUGCAAUAACAUUGUGUACAAUACUCUAAAGCCGUUACGUCCGUGAUAAGGAAAACGGCUUGCUGGAGGCUCCUUUUCAUCUUAUGCUUGGAAUCGCUUCCGAGUUACGCUUAUUAAAACUCGUGCUGUAAACAGCCAUCGCGCGGGCUCUGAAUGAUGACUAAAAAUUUUGAAACUACGGCAUUAGCAGCCGAUUUAAAAUCUCGCUGUUUAUUUUAAUCAUCAAAAGUCUGGUGUUUCUCAGGAUUUUUUAAUUUACAUUAUUUAGCUUGGUGAAUAUUUGCAAAAUUUGAUCGGUCUAAGAUUUUACGGAAAUUUCAUUAACACCAGAGUGUUCGAAACAUAUUUUUUAAGCACACAGUCUUUUGACGCAAGUUGUCGGAUGGCUUUUUUAUCACUCAAAAUGACGUUAUUCAUACUUUCAUUACUCAUGACUUCUCUAAGAAUCUGUCUCAAUUAUUAUUAAUGCCAAAGAAACGGACGGACAAUUGAAGAAAUUUUAAUUUUUAUUAUUUCAUGAAAACUUCUGAAUAUUCGUAGAGAAAAAUCUUGACGACCAACAAAUGACUGCAAACAGCUAAACGUUCGUAAAACAUCCUUGAAACUGGAAACGUUGUUAGAUCUAAAAUUAAUAGAAUUAUGCUAACGGAACUUUUAGAAUUGAAGAAAUGAUUGGGCAACGUAAAAAAGGAGCUUCGAGUGUGUCAUACUCAUAAUUUCAGUGGAAAACCGCUGUGUAAAAAAAUUUAUGCGAAUAGACCUUUUGAAGGUAUUGAAAUCACACUGGAUAAAUCAAACGAGAUGAAGGUUCGACUGCGCUAUACAUGUAAUGCGUGACUCUAAUCAAUCUCGAAUUGUAAUUUGUAUCUAGUGCUGGAUACAAAUAUUGGGCUGGUCCUCUUGAGCUUUAUUAAACAGAGCAUUACUAUUUAAGGAUAUUUAUUAAUCCCCAUCGAUUAUUGUCUCUAUAUUCUCUCAUACAUUAUGAACGAAUAAGAGAUUUGUAAAGAAUUCAAUAAAGAAUCAAUCGAACGCGUA
Molecule: messenger RNA, 3737 nt
Organism: Venturia canescens
Lineage: Eukaryota; Metazoa; Arthropoda; Insecta; Hymenoptera; Ichneumonidae
Gene: Gbeta5
Product: guanine nucleotide-binding protein subunit beta-5
Exons: 6
Coding region: 961-2010 (349 amino acids)
Biological process (GO): G protein-coupled receptor signaling pathway; G protein-coupled dopamine receptor signaling pathway
Cellular component (GO): heterotrimeric G-protein complex; cytoplasm
Molecular function (GO): signaling receptor complex adaptor activity; protein binding
Source: RefSeq, a predicted model, not a curated record